AUGUGCUCCAGGGUUCACCCCGCGCUGCCGCUGCUUCUCGCGCUGCUGAUGCCGGUCAGCACUGUCAACAGCACCCGACAAGAAAAUGAUGAUCUUACUAAUCAAACAAAGGGAGACAGCCGGCUUCUACAGCGACCCAAAAGAAGUUGGGUUAUUACCACCUUGGAGCUGGAGGAGGAAGACCCGGGACCCUUCCCCAAAUUUGUGGGUGAGCUGUUCAAUAAUAUGUCCGCUAACAUGGAAAUAAUAUAUUUAAUCAGAGGACCUGGUGUGGAUGAAUAUCCAGAGAUUGGUUUGUUUUCUAUAGAGGAUAAUGUGAAUGGGAAAAUAUAUGUUCACCGCUCUGUUGAUCGAGAGAAAACACCAUCGUUUAAGGUUUAUUGUGAUGUUGCCCAUCGCUUAACAGGACACAUCGUGGAUAGAUCCUUGAUUAUCAACAUCAGGAUCAAUGAUGUGAAUGAUCACGCUCCUGAGUUCCCUGAGAAGGAAUUUAACAUCAGUGUGAAGGAGGACCACGCCGCAGGUCAACCUGUUUUUCAGAUGUUAGCGCUGGAUCUGGAUCAAGAAAAUACUCCAAACUCUCAAGUGCUUUACUUCCUUGUUUCUCAAACACCGGUACUGAGAGAGAGUGGUUUCCGGAUUGACCGUGUUAGUGGAGAAAUACGACUGUCAGGAUGCUUAGAUUAUGAGACGGCGCCUCGGUUUACAUUAGUCAUUGGAGCGAGGGAUUGUGGCAACCCGCCGCUGUCAUCCACAGCCACAGUUCAUGUGCAUGUGCAAGACAGCAACAACCACAUGCCCAGGUUCACCCAGGACCACUAUAACAUUCAGAUUGCGGAAGGCCGGGCCAGCCAGGGUGUGUUACGUCUCGGGGUUCAAGAUGGUGAUUCACCAUCUACAGCAGCAUGGAGAAUGAAGUUCGACAUAACGAAUGGCAAUGAAGAGGGACAUUUUGACAUUUCGACAGAUCCUGAGACCAAUGAAGGGAUUUUAAGUGUCAUCAAGCCUUUGGACCAUGAGACGCAGCCAGCGUGGAGCCUGGUCGUGGCCGUGGAGAACGAAGAGCCGCUCUUCUCCUGUGAAGGGGGGCAGCUGCAGAGACCCCCGCAGGCCUCAGCCAGCGCCAUCGUGAGUGUACGGGUGACCAAUGCCAACGACCCGCCCACCUUCCACCCUGGGACCUUCAUCGUCAGUGAGGUCGAUGGCGCAGGGCCGGGAACUCGGCUGGGAAUGUUCAAUGCUACAGAUCCAGAUAGAACCUCUGGCCAGAUAAGAUACAAACUGGCUUAUGAUCCCGCAAACUGGGUCAGCAUAGAUGAGCGCUCUGGGGUGGUCAUCACUGUGAAGCCGGUUGACCGCGAAUCUCCUCAUGUCAAUGACAGCAUUUACGUUAUCAUCGCUCAUGCUGUUGAUGAUGGUGUCCCUCCACAGACGGGAACGGGGACCAUGCUGCUCUUCCUGUCAGACGUCAACGACAACGCUCCUGUGCUCCGCCCGAGCUCUCAGCACCUGGAGGUCUGUCAGUCUGCUGGAGACAAGGCCCUCCUCAUCGAGGCAGAGGACAGCGACCUGGAGCCCUACUCCGACCCCUUCACCUUCAAACUGGACAGCACGCGGGGACAUACAGGAGACAUGUGGAGACUAGGGGAAAACAGGGGUUAUUCAGUGGAACUUCUAAUGCAGAGAAGCCUUCCACUUGGUGACUACUCUGUGCCGCUUCUCAUCGGAGACAAACAGGGACUUUCCCAGAAGCAGACUGUCCACGUGAGGGUCUGCUCCUGUCCCGAUGGAUUCACCUGUGCAGAGCCCCUCGUCGCGAGAGCUGGGGUCCUGCAGGGGGCCCUGGCCCCUCUUGGUGUAGCGUUCAUGGCUCUGGCAGCUGCUCUGCUCCUCCUGCUGCGAUGCCGCCUUGUGUCCAGAGCCGAGAGGCAGGGUCACCUUGUGCCGUGGAAUGAGGGGAUCCAGACCCUGAUCACGUGGAACGAGGAGAGCAGAGCCGAUCCUCUCCAGGGAAGGUCAUACCUCAGGGAUCACAUGCCAGCCCCGUCCAUCAGCCCAGCCGAGGUGGGCGCCAAGCUGGGAGCUAAGGAUGUAAACGAAAUGCCACUUUCUCUGUUGAGUGCAUCUGACCAACUACACCUUGUCCUGGGAACUCCAGGUCAUGGCGUGUUUUUUGAGCCAACUGUGAGAAACAAAUACUCUACUCCUGUUUUCCUUGAUACCACGGUGACCAGAGGACCCCUGGAAAUGAGAGCAGGAGUGAUGAUGGAGGUGCUGAGUCAGCUCUGUGGCGCCCAUGACCCCGAGGGUAGUCCUGGCUACCCACCUCACAUCUACGCAGAGGAGGGCGAGUGUGAGCAAGCAGACAGCCUCAGUUCUCUCACCUGCUCUGAACAUGACCUACCGUCUGACUUGCUGGCCUCUUUGGGGCCAAAGGCUGCUCCACUAGAAGAAAUAUAUUCUGAGUCAGCUUUUCGUUCCCCCCAAAAUGCAUAUUUUGGUUGA
Rangifer tarandus platyrhynchus (Svalbard reindeer) is the source of this 2505-nucleotide messenger RNA. NCBI's taxonomy places the organism in Eukaryota, Metazoa, Chordata, Mammalia, Artiodactyla, Cervidae. The record is from the annotation of a GenBank genome assembly.